AACAACGACACUCAAAACAAACAUGUACACCAAGGUCGUAGUAUUCCUGUGCGCGGCGAGCCUCGCCUCCGCCGGCCAUCUUCUCCAAGCGGCCGCGCCCGUAGCGUAUAGCGCGCCCGUCGCGUACAGCUCGGCGCCCGCCGUCUCCUCCAUGUCGUUCUCUUCCCACACCGCUCACGCUCCCGUCGCCACAUACGCCGCCGCGCCCGUCGUAGCCAAGACCUACGCCGCUCCCGCCUACGCCACCUAUGCCGCCGCUCCCGUCGUAGCCAAGUCUUACGCCCCAUCUGUGUCCUACCAGUCAAUCUCUACCCACUCCGCACCCGCAGUCACCACCUACGCUGCUGCCCCCGUCGUGACCAAGACCCUGGCUGCUCCUGCAUACAGCACAUACACCGCUGCUCCUGCUGUCGCCACCUACUCUGCCCCAGUGUACGCCAAGUCUAUCGCCCCUGCCGUGUCUUACUCCUCUAUCUCUCACUCUGCUCCCCUGACUUACGCCGCGGCCGCUCCCGUCGUCACUAAGACCUACUCAGCUCCUGCUUACACCACCACUUACUCUGCCCCCAUCGUGGCUAAGGCUGUUGCCCCUGCCGUGUCUUACUCUUCGUACUCGACUCACUCCGCCCCUGUCGCGUACGCCGCGGCCGCUCCCGUGGUCACUAAGACAUACGCCGCUCCCGCGUACACAUCAUACGCCGCCGCUCCCGUGGUGACCAAGAGCUACGCCGCUCCCGCCGUGGCCGCGUACUCCGCUCCCGUACUCAAGUCCGCUGUCACCUACUCGGCUGCCCCCGCCGUCUCUCACGUCUCAUACGCUGGACUCGGAGCCAACUACGGAUGGUGAAGAAAUAGUUGUUGAUAAAUAUUUAUUGUUAGUACAUGAAUACUCGACUGUUUAAUACUCUAUAAUGUUUGUACAUUCCAAAUAUAUAACGAAAUAAAAAAACGUUAUAACAAAAA
Molecule: messenger RNA, 963 nt
Organism: Helicoverpa zea (corn earworm)
Lineage: Eukaryota; Metazoa; Arthropoda; Insecta; Lepidoptera; Noctuidae
Product: cuticle protein 16.5-like
Exons: 2
Coding region: 23-847 (274 amino acids)
Source: RefSeq, a predicted model, not a curated record